Messenger RNA from Topomyia yanbarensis, 1889 nucleotides. RefSeq lists its product as uncharacterized. The record is from RefSeq and is a predicted model, not a curated record. Bases 470 to 1555 code for a protein of 361 amino acids. Lineage: Eukaryota; Metazoa; Arthropoda; Insecta; Diptera; Culicidae. The transcript is spliced from 8 exons.
UCUUCCAAAAACGGUAGCAACAAUCAGACAUAUGAAAAUAAAUGGCACCAGUUUUAAACCAGGUCUAGUUGUCAAAUAUAAUAUUUGUGAACAAAAUGAAUUCGGGCUGUUAAAAGCAAUUAUUCUAUCAAACGAUGAUAAAAUUUGCAUACUUCAAAAGUUAAACUGUUCACGUUUUUGUUCUAAUUCUUUUAGUUACAUUGUAGAAGUGGAAGAACAAAAUAUUCGUGUUUCAUGUGCAAAAUUACUUACUCGCAAGACUUAGAGCUUAUGGCGGUGUUUUGACAGAGAAGAGGAAUUCUUUUAUAUUAGCGUAAAAUAUGUCGAUGAAUAAAUAUUCUUCCUAAUCGUUCUCUGUUAACGAAGCCUUACAUCUUCGAGUUCCAUCACAAAGUAGUUUAAUAAUUUAAAAGAUGAACAGAUUAACGAUCACUCUUUGCUGGAACUGAAUGAAUCGCACCUAACCAGUAUGGGAAUCACAAGACAUGGUCCGCGUCUGAUAAUCCUUGGUGUUAUUCAGAGAAAGAAAAAACAGAUUGAACUUGCAAACAGGCCAUCCACUUCCACAGGGUUUGCUCCUUCGAAUGCUUCUAAACUCUCGGUUCGUGAACUACUUCAAUCUGACAAACUUUUCGCGCAGAAGAUACUUUAUCGUCAGCUCGGUCGACAGCAGGUUCCUGAAAGAGAAUGGUGUCGUCCAUGGUACGACACGAUUCUCGAGGAAAAAAGAUACCCGUCAGUUCAAGAAAAGAAAGACUUAGCUUUGAUGAUUUUACAUGCCUUUCCACAUUUGAAAACAACUGCGGUUGAAGGUGGAAGCAAAGAGACUGGUUUUUUUUACGAGAAUAACGGUAAGGGAAGUGGACAUGAGCAUACCGGUUAUAUCCAGAGACACAUUCGAAACUUGGCUAACAAAGUACCGUCUGAGCUUAAAAAGUAUAAGCGGCGUAAGGUACCCCAGGUGGAAGAUCCUGAAAUGGUCAGGGCAGCUGAAAAAUGUGCCAAAAAGGAAGCAUCGACUGCCAACUUCACAUUUAUUCGAGAUACUAUGGUCGAAUGUAGUAAACUGCACUUGACGCUGAUUGAUCGAAAGAAAAGUGCCAACGAGAUCAUGGCUGUUUUUCCUCAUUUUCGUUCGUAUAGUGGCAAACUGAUUCAAAUAUUUUACGAGGGAAUGCACGACAACUACAGCAAGAACAUAGACCUCAAAAACAUUUUUGCUAAAGGUCUAUUGCUCGGUAAAAGUGCGUUCGAGAGGGUAGAGGAUGAUAAUCUAAGGGGAUGUCUUCGUGUAAUGCUCAAGCUUAAUAAUAAGGGCAUCAUACGAAAUUCCAGCGGAGUAUCGAUUGAGGAGGAUCUUGCUGCGCCGCUUAUUAGGUGGAUCCCGGAUAUAGAUGAAGCAUACCAAGAACAGUUGGGACGAUACGCUGCAUCCUACAUUGUUAACGGUCGUUAUCCUCCAGCGCAUAUUAUUGGUAGAGCAGAAACAUUCAAGUUAGGUUCCUUAUAUAUAUAUACAUUGAAGGAGAAGUUAUUAGAUGUAAGGGCAGCAUGAUUAACUGCAUCGAUGUAUUGAUUAAAUCUUUUGACGUACUCAAUGUAAAACCGCCGGCUCAGUUGUACAAGUUAAUGGAUUUAAUUUCAAUACUGGGUUACAGGGUAAUGGUAUCCAGCAAGCGAAGCGGAGUGAAUGAGUUUUGUAAUUCUAUCUCUGACUACGAAAGAGCUAUUGCAAGCUCAGAUGAUGAAGAUUAGGAUUAGAAGGCUGACUGAUAUGUUACUAUUAAGUUAAUUUAUAAGUUUUACAUAUGAAUGAAAUACGCAUAUAUCCACAAUCCUUUAAGAAAUGUUAAAAGUUUAAAAAAAGAGCUGAUGUAUAUUUGAUGAUA